Molecule: messenger RNA, 4282 nt
Organism: Aphidius gifuensis
Lineage: Eukaryota; Metazoa; Arthropoda; Insecta; Hymenoptera; Braconidae
Exons: 4
Coding region: 179-4282 (1367 amino acids)
Cellular component (GO): nucleus
Source: RefSeq, a predicted model, not a curated record
CAGUCAAGAAGACUAGAGAAAAAAAAAUAGGUAAACAUAUAACAAUAAUAAUAAUAAUAAUGACAAACAAUGACAAGAGAGAAUGUUUUUAUGAUAUGAUAAAAAAGAGGGGAUAAAUAAAUAAAUAAAAAUCGAAAGAGUGGGGGGUAUAUACCGCGCGCUGGAUAAUAAAAUCAAGAUGGCUACCAAGGAGAGUGCGAGCACCACCGUGUCAAACAAGGGAUACAAUGUCAAUAGUGCGUUCAAGCGUGUCAAUGAGGACAUUUUAUAUGAUAAUAUAAUAAAUAUUAAAAACAAUAAUAUAACAUGUGAUAAUUGUAAAAAAAAAACACGUGAAUAUAUUGAUAAUUGUGAUAAUAAUAAAAUUACAAAGACGCCCUGUGGGACGCCCACAGAUUUACUCACUGCAUCAUCGUCAAAUAAUAAUAUAUUAUUUUGUUGUGAACACCAGUUGCCUAAAUUAAAUAAUACAUUAAAUAAUAACAAUAUUAAUAAUGACAUAAAUAAUUUGACAACUGUCAAUACAAGUGGAAUUGCCAAGUGUUUUAAUAAUACCAGCAUGGAUCAACAAAAAUUUCGAAAUGACGCGAACAUAUCUAAUUGUACAUUGCAAGAACAAGAAGAUAAUUUAGAAAAAAAUUGUCAACUGGAUGAAGCAACAACAGUGAAAAAUCAUGAAGAUUCAACAUCUUGCAAAAUUCCAGUUAGUGCUGAUACAACGACAUUUGGCAGUGAUCCAAUAUCAGAAUGUAAGUUGGUAGAAGUUAAAUUGGACGAGUGUGGUAAUGUGUCAAGUAAAACACCUCAAUUGGGUGAAAGUCCACAAAGUACAAGCAGUAAUAUUAUUGUUAGUCCAAAAAGUCCAGAUUAUCCAACACCAAGAGUAUCAACAACACCACAAAGUCCAGAUACAACUUAUGUACAUUCAAAUAUAUCAAUGGAUACAGCAAAAUGUCCAUUAAAUGAAACAACAACAACAACAACAUCUUCAUCAAAAUUAAUAGACAAUUGUGAUGAAAAGUUAUUAUUAAUAAAAAAUAAUCAAAUUAAACAAGAACCACCAGAUAAAAUAUCUGAAAGUGAUAAUAAUAAAUACAGUGAUAAUAAAGAAUUUUUGUGUAAUUCAUCAGUGAAAAAUGAGGCAUCAAGAACUCAAGUGUUAUCAUUAAAUUCAACAUCAACAUCAUCAACAAUAAUAUUACCAGUUGAAAAACAAAAUAAAGAACAUAAUGAACGACCAAGAUGUUCACGUUGUUAUAAAAGAAGUAAAAUAAAAAGAGCAUCAAUUGGUGUACAGUGUAAACGUGAUCGUAGUAGUCAUUCAUCAUCAACAACAGCAACAACAACAACAACAACAAAUAAAUCACAUACAAUAAAACUUCCAAUUCCAUUAACUGGUUCAAAUGUAAAUUUACGAUUAACUUUAGAAACAAAAAAUUGUAAAACACUUAAUAAUAAAAAAAUAAGUAAACAAUUUGAUCAACUUGAAGGUUUAAAAUAUCGUAAAUAUAUACAUAUUGAUACAUAUCCAAAUGGUGGUGCAACAGUUGUACAUAUGUAUCAAGAUGAAAUUGAUGUAUUAUCAAAAAAAGAAAUAGAAGAACUUGGAAAUGAAUUUUUUAAAGUUGUAUUUGGUGAAGAUGAUAAUGGUAAUGCAUAUAAUGUUAUGGGAAUUGUACACAAUGCAGCAUCAUAUUUACCAGAUUUAUUAGAUCAUAUGGCUGAUAAUUAUUCAACGUUAACUGUUAAAAAUGGUAUAUUAGGACGUAAUAGUGAUAUUGAAACAACAACAAUGUUACAAUAUAAAGAACAAGUUUAUAAAGCAUAUAAUAAUGGUACAGUACGUUAUGGUCCAUUGCAUCAAAUAAGUUUAGUUGGUACUGUACAUGAAGAAGUUGGUGGUUAUUUUCCUGAUUUACUUCAACGUUUAGAAGAAAAUUCAUUUUUAAAAAUGACAAUGCCAUGGGGACCAUUGUCUGUUGUUAAAAUGGAAACACCACAAGAAUCAAAUGAUGGUCCAAUAUUAUGGAUAAGACCUGGUGAACAAUUAGUACCAACAGCUGAGAUUAAUAAAAGUCCAUGUAAACGUAGAAGAACUGGUAUUAAUGAAUUAAGAAAUUUACAAUAUCUUCCACGUUUAAGUGAAGCCAGAGAAUAUAUGUUUGAAGAUCGUACAAGAGCACAUGCUGAUCAUGUUGGACAUGGUCUUGAUAGAAUGACAACAGCUGCUGUUGGUGUACUUAAAGCAAUACAUGGUGGACAAACAUAUGAUUCAAAUAGAAUAACAAAAGAUGUUGUUGCAUUUUAUGCUGGUGAUUUUCCAGAUCUUGUUGAAAAAUUACAACUUGAUCUUCAUGAACCACCAAUAUCACAAUGUGUACAAUGGAUUGAAGAUGCUAAAUUAAAUCAGCUAAGAAGACAAGGUAUACGUUAUGCAAAAGUUAAUUUAUAUGAUAAUGAUAUUUAUUUUCUUCCAAGAAAUAUUAUACAUCAAUUUCGUACAAUAUCAGCUGUAUCAAGUAUUGCUUGGCAUGUUAGAUUAAAACAAUAUUAUCCAGAUACAUCAUCAAAUAUUAAACAUAAUCGUACAAUACCUGAAAAUACAAAUCAUUUUAAAGAAAAAAAAAAUGAUAUAACAACAUUAACAAAUGUAUUAGUUGAUGAACAAAAAGAAAAUACAGAUAGACAACAUAUGGCUGAAAAAAAAGCUAAAGAAAGAGCUGCUGAAUAUCAUCUUCAGAUCAUUAAAAAAAAGUUUAAAAAAAACAUAGUGAUAGACACAUUAAGUCGUUCAGUUAAAUCUGAUCAUCGAACAAGUACAAGUAGUUCUGAUAAAAAAAAACAUGAUAGUCAUCAAAGUCAAAAACGUUCAAUAAAUCAUCAUACGAGUUCAAGUAAACAAGAACACAAUGAUGAUAAUAAUUUUGAAACAACAACAGCAACAGCAACAAUAACAACUAAAAUUGAUGAAAAUAUUGUUGAUAAAACAAACUGUGAAACUACAACAACGCCAACAGUAUCAACAGCAACAGUAACAGCAACGACGUCGACGACAACAACGCCAACAACAGCACCAGCUUCACCAUGUCAGUCUAUUCAAGAAGAUACAAUACUACCUGUUGAUAAUAAUCAAGAAAAUAAAAUAACAACAAUUGAUAAAGAAUUAUUAUUAUCACGACAAUCAAUUGGAAAAAUUUAUGCAAAAGAAGUUGUUGAUAAAGCUCUUGAAAUAGCAAUAUAUAAAUCAAAAACAGAUGUUGUUGAAGAUGGUGGUGUUGAUGAAAUUUGUCAAUCAUUAAGAUUAGCUGUAACAGAAUCUUCCAAACCUAUUAUUGAUAAAAUUAAAAUAGAAAUAUAUGAAUUUUAUCAUGAAAAAUAUAAUUCAACAAUAUUAAAUUUUAAUGAAAAUCUUGAAAUACUUGAAUCUGAAACUUUAAAAGCAUUUUUUUCAGAAAUGGAACUUGCUACUGAAAAUGCUGUUAAAGCAUUAAUUGAAAUGGCAGAAGAAGAAUCUAAAGAAAGAAUUAAAAAAAAUAUUUUAAUUGAAGAAAAUACAACACCACCACCUUUGCCAUUAUUAUCACCACCGCCACCACCACCUCCUCCUACUUCUCCACCUCCACUUCCGCCACCACCACCACCGCCAUCAUCACCUCCACCGCCUCCACCACCACCUCCUCCCCCAACAACUCCACCACCUCUACCACCAUCACCAUCUUCAGAGCCAACAGAAAAAGUACAAAAUAAUAUCGAGAUCUGGCCGGUACCAGAAAAUUCAAUAAUUCAAUCAAUACCAAUUCCUAUUGAUAAUAAAAAAUCAACAAUUGAUACAAAAACAAGAGAUGAAAAAUCAUUAAACACAAAUGAAAUUAUAAAAGAUCAUAGAGAUAAAAAAGAUAAAGAAAGAAGACACAGAGAAAGAAAAGAUAGACGAGAAAGAGAUCAUAAAAGACAUCGAGAUAAAGAAUUUUCUUCAUCAAAACAUAAAUCAAAUAAAUCUGAUCAUUCAUCAUCAUCACCGUCAUCAUCAUCAUCAUCAAGUAAAGAUGAUAAAAAAUUUGAUAAACAUAAAAAAGAAUCAAAACAUCAUACAGAUAAAUCUAAAAGUAUAUCAUCAUCAACAUCAUCUUCAAGUAAUCGUGAUGAAAUAAAAAAUCAAGACAAUUCAACUACAACAUCAUCAACAUCAUCAGGACAUAAAAGAAAAACAUUAAAUAAUUCUGGCAAUAAAGAUGAUGUCAAAAGAUUAUGUACUGGUGAUGGUGUUAAUGGUUCAACGUGA